Molecule: messenger RNA, 696 nt
Organism: Vollenhovia emeryi
Lineage: Eukaryota; Metazoa; Arthropoda; Insecta; Hymenoptera; Formicidae
Product: actin-related protein 10-like
Exons: 2
Biological process (GO): retrograde axonal transport of mitochondrion
Source: RefSeq, a predicted model, not a curated record
CCCUUGAUUGACAUAUUCUCCUGUUGCUGCAACAUCUGUGGUUCCGUCUCCUCUAAGAGUUUCUUCUGCAAUGUGGUAAGCUCGAAAGAUGUGAGGAUACUGCUCCUGGAGUCUCCGCUGGCGGUGACGCUGUUCAGAGACACCCUCGCGAAAGUCAUGUUCAGACACUUCGAGGUUGGCUCUAUACUGUUUCUGCCGAGCCACUUGGCGACGAUCAGCACCCUCGCUGUCGACACUGCCCUGGUGCUGGAUGUUGGAUACCGGGAGGCGACUCUGAUCCCGAUCUUCAAGGGGAUACCGGUGCUCAAGGCCUGGCAAGCGUUGCCUCUGGGUGGACAAACUGUCCACGAGAACUUGGGAAAGUACUUUCGCGACGCGGCAAGCAGCCUGGACUUGUCCGAGAAGAUGCUGGAGGACAUCAAGGUGAGAAUGUGUUUCGUAACCACGCUAGAGAGAGCCGCGAAGCUAGGGACCGAGGCCGCUCCGACUCCGCCGCCCGACGUCACGUAUCCCGGUGUCAGGAGGCUCUUGAUACCCGGCGAGAUCAGGGAAAAGGCUUUCGAGGUACUGUGGGAGAGGGACAACGAUAAUCUCUCGCUGCCCACUAUGAUACUCGACGCUAUCGUUAAGGUAAAGCCCGGUCUCUACCGUAACUUUUUGUUACACCGUGCACAACCGUAACAUUUCCAUUGCAAU